CGACGUCGUUUUUCGUGAAAACUCUCGAAUACGCGGAAGAGCAUGGCCAUGUGUCGGUAUUUAUCGCUUUCGAACGUUUGAAUGCCGGUUUUCGAGUGAGUGGACGGUUUUAUAAAUAGUUUUCGAGACUGAUGUUACCGAAUCGGUGCGAAAAUGUGGGAGAAAUUCGAAAAGAGGACACCGUCCAGAGUUCCUCUUACUCCUCAACAAUCAAUUUUUGAGUGAUGCACUCUACUCCAAGCACACCAACAAAAUUUGAUAAUAACAAUGAUAUCAAAAAGUCAAUCGAGAAAAUGAGCGAUUCCAGCAAGUCCAGCUACCAGGCAAUAAAAUCUACGGAAUCUCUACCGAAUCCGAAGAAAUCUAAGAAAAAAUGCGGAAUCCAUCUCAACAACCUUUGGUCAGUGUGGUACGGGUUGUUUUGUUCAGUUUUGCAAGGAUAUGCUGCUCGAAAGUGCCUGAGACGAAUAUUGGGUUAUUCCCUACUUUCGUGGCCAGGUGGUUUACCUUAUCUGGAGCUAAACUGCAGCUUGGGAUUAACCGGAGCCGCGAUUUUGCUGUUGCCCGUCUUUAUGUACGUGGCAAUCCUGAAGGUCGGUAAUUUGGCCAACGAUGGAUACAAGCUAGGGAGACAAAUGGGCACGUGCAGCAAGGAACCUCCCGAGAUAAUGAAAAGCGGCGCUGGGUGUGGAUUGUUCAGAUAUGGGGGCCCUACCGCCCCUUUCAUCCAUAUCGCCAUAUCAUUUUGUUUGCUCAUACCGAAGUUACUAAUGGAAGCCAGACUCAUUGAAGCGGGCUUUCUGAGUCAAGACUGGAUAUGGCACACGGACCUGGACUUCAUCAUAAUGCAUCGAGAUCGACUGGUCGUGUUGAGUUUCAUGACGGCGAAUGGCUCCAAUAUAUCUCCAACGUCGGUUAUGCAGAACAGAGUGACAGCUACAACAAUGGCUACGAUGAGAGCGAGUGCCAUGCCAUUUGUCAGCGGUCAGGAAGCAACCCACACUGUCAUGAAAACGCUCAAGGAUUUCAUCGGACAUGAGAAUCACACGAUGUUUGAAAACAAAGAUAUUGAAUCUGGAUUCGGCAGCCCAAUCAGUAUUGAAUACAUGAAUUUAGCAUUGGCACUCAUUAUCUACUCCGUUAGAUAUCCGGCUCUUUUUUGGUCUACAAACAAGUGCUUGGGGCUAAUAUUCUCUUUUCAAUUAUUGAUCAACGGGUUGCAUACUCUCUUGUCCUUCGCAGGAAUGUCAAUUCUUUAUAAGGUACACGUGGUAGGGGUGUGGAAAGCCUUACCUCUGCUCAAACACAAUUCGAGGGUCUACAACUUCGGCAGCCCGACUCCUUUUCUGCUCAACUCCGAAGUUACGUUCGCCAUGUACGUUCUGUCGACUUUAUUGGUCCUGGCCUCGAGCAUCGUGAUGUAUUUCUAUGGGCACACCAGGUUUAAUGCCUUCCUGAACCUUCAACGAGAGAGCAAAAUAAUCACCCUCAAGGAGGAAGGGAACAGUAACCUGUGGAGCUACUUCACCCAUUGUGCGGCCCUGUGUGUCCUUCUAUCCAUCGGCAUAUGCAACGCCCCACUCAUCCACGAUUAUACCGUCGUGUACAGGGGAAGUUUAGAUGACAUCACUUUAAUAUGCAUCAUCGGAGGCAUACUGCAUCUGUUCUUCUGGAUCGUUAUAUGGCUUUUCUUGACUAUCAAGCAGAAGUGGACGUUCAAGUUGAGAAUCACGAUCGGAAGAGCAACUGUCAGAGAAUCCCGCUCCCUAAGACUCGUCCACGACGUCCACCUCAAUUCCCAUCGUGAAGACGCCUCGCAGCAACCCCUUCUGGUGAUAGGAAAUGGUCGUACAUACAGCGUCACCGACAACUCUCCCAAAAGAGCCAUCAUGGGGGUCAUCCAGAAAGCGGCGUUGAUUAAAAAAUCUAAGAGCAACGGAUCCAUCACCACCAACGACGACUCUGACGAGCAGAUCUACUGGCUGAGACCGGCUUUGGUACCUUCCCAGAAUUCACCAGACGGUUCCAACUACUUCUGCUGGUUCAAAAAGAAACCGAAGCAUAAAGUAACGUUUGAUGAUAGCACCACCAUGUCGACUAAUCGGGUGAAGAGCAGCGUGAGGAGGAGCACCAUCCCCGGGUUGGACGAGGACGACGGCGAUUACGCCACUUUGAGAGAACUGCCCCUACCCCCGUCUGCGUCCCAAAGGCUCAGCAAUGGAGACGAUACGGCUAGCGAAGAAGGAAAGCUUCUGGCUUGUGUUCAUGAUGAACACAUAACUUAUGCUAGCACCAACCAGGAUUUCGAACCUCCAACUGCUUACGAAGAAAGAAGUCCUCUGCUCGAAGUAGAGCCUUCAGUUAUCGUACACAACUUCGAGAAUCAAGUCCAGACUGGAGCAGCGCCACGCUGCUUGCGUCGUGCAGAUUCUGGAAUAAUCCCUCACGAAGAAAGACCCGGUAGAUCAGACUCGGUGAGCACGGAGAGCUCUCAUUCACCCCCGGAAGGUCCUGGAAGCAACCACAGUGAGACCUCUAGCGGAAUCCACUCAAAUGAUAGCGAACACCACCAGUCCAGCUCGAAAGGAAACCUCACCAAGGAACCAGACUGGAAAUCGUCGCAGAGUGACAACUCUCAGAACUUGAUCAACCUGAAUGACCCUCCGGGAGAACCGCAGGCGGAGAGCACCGUGGUUAUAAGGAGAAAAUCUGUCAGGCCUAGCAAGGUGGAGGUGAUAGCCCCCGCUAUCCUGGAAGAGGACCCCUAUGGACGGGCCACCAACAUGCGCAUGACCUCCUUCACGGAUAAAACCGAGCUGAGCCAUAUGCAGUCGUGUUCUGCCACUUUGCCGCAUUACCCCACGCAGCCGAUGCAGAACGUCUACCCUAACUGUUCGACCAUGCCGCUGCCUCAGCACACUAGCUCCAGUGGGCCUUCUACGACGCUGAUGAAUGGAAACAGUUGUAACAUAUUCCCAAGGCAGCAUUCUACCAUACCGACGCACCACAAUGGAGUCAAGCUCAUCACGAACAACCACAACCCGUAUAUCAAAAGACUGCACUCCAAACCUGGAGAACCAAUAAAAUACGAACCAAUUUACACUGCGAUUAAUAGGAAAUCUGGGGAAUUAUAUCAUUACACGUCGUAAGUAGUUCAUGUUGUUUAAGGAGGAUGGCAGAGGAUGAAAGGGGAAUCGGUUUGGCGGAAAUUGGAUAUUAGGGAUUUUGAUAGGGAAAUAGCGAUGAGAGAGUUCGGUGAAUGAUUCAGAGGGUGUAGGUCAAAGGGUUGGAGAAUAUAUUACUGAGGGGGUCUUUAUUCUUUUGAAAGACUGACCAAUAUUGAAGACUCUUUCAAUACAGGCUCUAAAAGAAAAUUCAAUAAUUUUUGUUAGUAGAAAUGUUUAUUCUGAUUGCCUUCAUUCUCUGAGAAUCUACACACUAGUUUCUCUACGGUGACGAUGAAUGUUGGAUCCGUUAUCCUGAAUUCGGGUUUCAAUUUACUGAAGUUGGUCCUACAUACUUACUCCUUACCCUGUAAGGAGUAAACUUUGAGUAAGAACAUGAUCUCUAAAAUGGAGAAAGCUUAAUGGAGGCAAAGUUGUCUAUUAUGAAGACCCCUAUUAUCCUAGUGUUGAAAAAUCUGAGCUUAUUUUUAGAGAUUUACAGGAAAAACAAAAAUUCGAUUCUAAUUCUAAUUUUUCCAGGUUGAAUUGGGUCCUUUUCCAAAAUCUUUAUUCAUUUUGACGUUGCAAAUCCAGAAAGGACAUUUCAAUUCUGUUGAUGUCACUAAAUAUGUCAGAAAUUGAGAACCAACAUCUUGUUAUAUUCUUGAAAUGACUGGAAUGAAAGUAUCCACCCAUUCAUCCAUGAAAAAAAUCAUUUUAAUAACAGAAUAAGUAAUAAUAUGUGAUGAAAUCGGCCGCUACUUGAUGAAAAUCCAUAAAGUAUCCAAGAAGCACUUUAUUGUGAGAUUUUCACUAAACAAUUUAACAAAAACACAACAUGAAUUUCGCUAUACAAUACCUUUUUCAGGUUUUCCUAUACUAGUAUAGCCGCGCCUGAAGAAGCUAAUGUAUAGCAGAAGCUUUGCAGAAGCUAUGCAAUAGCUUCUUCAGGCGUAUAUAACAGACAACAACUUCUUCAGGCGUAUAUAACAUACAACAGCUCCUUCAAACAUGAAGCCUGAAGAAGCUAUACAACAUAUAUAGCAAGCUUUAUGUGUAUAGCAGAAGCUAUUUAAUAGCUUCUAUUGUAUAGCUAUAUAUUAGCUUAUUCAAGCGUAUCUAUACUAUUAUAAACAUGCCUGAAGAAUCUUGAAGAAGCUAUUGUAUAGCAGAGCCUACUGUAUAUCUGUAGCAAUACAAUAGCUUCUUCAGGCGUGUCUAUACAAGUUUAGACUGACGGAACCUGAAGAAGAUGAACAAGAGGUUAUAGACACGCCUGAAGAAGCUGUUGUAUAGUGAAACACGUGUAAAACCAUUCAUUGGAAAUGUCAAAAUGAAAUGUUUUUUGAAUGAGUUAUAAUGCAGAGACAGUGAAAACAUUUUUUGAUUUUGGCGCUAGCACCGCCAUAUGGUAUCUUCGUUCAUGACUGGGCGAGUUUUCUAUCGAUUCUAUUCGCAGGGUCUUCGUAGACCCUGCGAAUAUAGGUAUGACCUUAUUUCAAAUUACCAUAAAAUAUAGAUAUGACCCUGUUCUCAAAUUACCACCGUUUUCCAAGAAAUAGGUCUAUGAAAUCUAUGCAAGUAUAUCGAAGAUGUCGCAUAUCAACAGGAUCGCUGACUAUGUCAAACCAGCAUGUAUUCCUUCCCUAAUAAUGGCCAUAUAGAUAUGUAAUUUCCUUCUCAUGCUAGCUGCUCCUUUCGCUGUAGUAUAACGAUGAAUGGCUAUGAAUUUCAAAAUCAAACUCGUGAAUGGGAAAAUGUUUCAUUGGAAUAUUCAAUUAAAUUAUAUGUAGAGCUUCUCUAGUAUAUUCUAUAAAGCUCCAACAAAAUGUGUAUUAUCCAAGUUGAAUACAUCAUAAGGAAAUUCUUGAACUAUUCUUCUCGGAGGCAACUCAACUGGAUAUUUCUCUCCUGUCCUCAAUGGGACAGAAUUGGGUAUCAUUGAAGACAUGUGGAACAAAAUCUUCAAUAUCAAAUUAAGGCAGCUUAUCCUGAAAACCCAAAAGUUAUUAUGAAUAAAGGUAUGUCGAUUCCCCUGCCAAUCCGUCACCAUCAUUACCAAUUUCAUACAACAAGAACUCAUAUGUAACGCACUAGUCAAAAGUCAUUAUACUUUUUAUAAGUUUUUAGAUGAAUUCACAUAUAUUUUGUAAAUUAAGUUUAGAAAAAUAUCAGGAAAACUAGCACGGUGACACAUCAUCUUGAUAAAUUUCCUGAAGCUUCGCGUGGAAAGUUCUUGUGGUUGGUUAAUCACUACACAAAUUCAAUUCAGAGCGUAACAGGAUUAUAACAAAUCCGGAAAAUCCUGCUAUGUCUGAGUACAUAAUAGAUUGUAAAGCGUUUGUUUGGAAGACUUCAGGUUUCUUGCAUAUAUUAUGUUACCUCUGUAAUAACAGAACUUACCUUAUCCAACAUAACUGGUUUAAAAUAUAAUCCAUACGUAAGAGUCAGGUAAACAAAGUACUAAAAACAUUGAGCUGAAAUGGUUGAUAUUCAAGAAGAAGUUCGGAAAAUCAAGAUUUCAAAAUUUUCCUCGAAUAGACUAAUAUUCGAUUAUAAUUGGAAAGAAGCAAACGAGUAUGGUAAAACAGGUACAAUCUUAAUCUCAACUGAGAGCCUGAAAAAAAUUUCAACUGACCCCCUAAAAAAAAUAUCAAUAUAUUUUUCAAAUAUAUCUUCAAAUCACUAUUUUCGUCCAAUCCACUCCCGUGGGUUUUGUUUUGAUAUAUUCUUCCAAUAUUUCAGUUUCUAGUUGCUCAAUUCCUCAGAAAUAAUUAUCAAUUGGUUCUCUAGCUAUCAGUGCUUUUUUUCCAUACAUCUCAAAAGCUAUAAUUUUGUUUUUUUUGUCAAAGAGCACUUCUCUGAAAAUAUCCAUCCUUUAUGGCUGGAAUAUUGAAAACAACAUACUUAUAAUAUAUAAUUCGUAACUACUACAUGGAAUAACAAAAAAAAAUAUGUUGAUCAAAUGAAAUGGCAGAUAGUAUAACGUAUAAUAAGCUUUCUUCUACCCAGAUUUGUUCGGAAAGUUAAGAGCACUUAUCUAUUGAAACAUUGUUUUUAUGAUUACAGAAUAACUCAUUAUUAACUCAUUAAUAACUUAUGAAUAACUCAUUACUGGUAAGUGUCUGGUUUUGAUCUCAAAAAGCACUUUCCUCAAAAUAUCCAUCCUUUAUGGCUAGAAUAUUAAAAAUAACAUACUUGUAAUUACUAGAUGGACACUCGUAACUCGUAACUACUAGAUGUAAUGUCAGAAAAUAUUUUAUGUUAAUCAAAUAAAAUGGCAGAUACUUAUAAUGUAUAACAAGCUUCCUUGUACCCAGAUUUGUUCGGAAAGUUAACAUCAUUUAUUUCUUAAAACAUUGUUUUCACGAUUAUAGAAUAACUUAUUAUUAACUCAUUGAUAACUCAUGAAUAACUGAUUACUGGUUUCAAUCUCAAAGAGCGAAAUAUCCAUCUAUUAUGGCUAGAAUAUUAAAAAUAGAUGGAAUGUCAAAAAAGAUUUUCUGUUCAACAAAUAAAAUGGCAGAUAGUAUAAUGUUUACUGUAUCUGAGAAGAAAUCCUCAUCAGUGAAUUGGUAAACCAUUUCAAGUUUGUUUUGCAUCUCUUGGAUAAAAUUUCAUAAAAUAUAUACUUGAAUUGAUAAAUCAGGGUUUUAAUUAUUAGUUACAACUCAAAUAUAACGCUCAACGAUAUACAUGUACCACAAGCUUCUUUGUACCCAAAUUUGUUCGGAAAUUUAAGAGCAUUCAUCUGUUGAAACAGUGUUUUUACGAUUACAGAAUAAAUAAUAAAUAAAUUAAUAACUCAUAAAUAACUCAUCGCACAGGUAAGUGUCUGGUUUUAAUCUCAUCUUAAUUUUGUAAGUGGAAAUAACAGCACAUCAUUGAUAAUACGCGUCAGUUUUCAAUUUGGACCUGACUUUUUAUGAAGUAUUCUUAAAAUAUAAUCAAUUUGGAGAGGUUAUAUUUGUGUUAUAUUGUGUUACUGAAAAUGUAAUGAAAAGCAAGUGAUAUACAUCAUAAGAACUUUCAGUCGAUACAAAUAUUACAGACUGUAUUACUAGCAGAUUCACAGUAUUUAGUGAAUUUCACUGCCACUGAGUUGAAUAAAGUUAGGAAUCGAAUUCUCUGCAAUUUCUGCUGGUAUUACUUUUUGGCAUUUGAUGUGUCGCCACUUUUGACCACCCAAAACAAAAAUAUCCCACACCAUAUCAAAACUUUUGCAAUACCCCGUAGUCUUAGACUCUCAUCUUUCAUACCGCAAACAAAUAAAAUAAACAAUAAACCGUAGAAUAAUAUAAUAGCUUUUAUAUGAAAUUAUUAUUUGUACUGUAUAUUUAAUGAAUCAAUGUGAUGCUCACUCUCUAAAACUUAUUGGCUGGUACCUCAACCAAUGAUCAAAUAAUAGGUUAGUGAUAAAUGUAAGUUAGUUUUAGUUUUUAUAAAUGUACCUCUACCAUCCGCUAGUGAAACACAAUUUGCGAAAAUUGAAUGGACUGAAAUACCUAGAGAAAUAUUGCUCUAGACGAAUUUAGGGCACCCAAGUGGAACGUGGAACAUAUCAACUGUUCUUCAAUAUAAACUAUGUCCCACUGUCAACUCUGACCGUGGUCUACAGAUUUUUAUGCCCGACGUUUCUUCUAUGACUGCAGUAGAUAUUUUCGCUGUCAUGAAAACCUACAGACCACGGUCAACAAACCAGGAAAAUAUCUUCGAUAUUAUUAUUUCCAGUCGUUAAAGUACACUCCAGAAACAAUUCAUCCAGAAGCAUAUCGGUAUUUUAGCAAUACCAAACCACAACUGAAAAACAUUUGUGGGGAGAAUGAAAUUGAUGUGUUUCCAACUAAAACCGAUCCAAGUCACUUGAUGAUUGUGACACAUGUUAUUCAGUUAUCUCCUCAGUUAUUUUCUGUUCAUUUUGUAUUCAACUGCUUACAAUCCUCCCCUGGCAAAUAAAAAUAUGAGGUCAUUCCUGAGAACUGAUUCCUGAAACAUAACUGUGAUCUGCUCAGAACAGUUUUUCGACAAACGAACAAACCUCUAAAUUAAUCAGUAGAUAGCGCCAUGUAACUUUCAGAUAUAAAUUAAACUGACAAUAAUUUUGAAACCCUCGAUUGGAAGCCUUACAUCAGCACAAUUUUAAAAACUGCUCGAACACUUUUAUAUCGUUAGUAUCAUAAGAGUUCGCAAGUUGUGUUUUUGAUAUUGUAAAUAUAAUUUCCACAGUUGUAUGUUUUUAUAGGUUACGUCGACGUUUUACCUGGUAGAUACAGGGUGAACCAAUGGAGUUCCCGACACCCUAUAGCGUAAAUGUGAAAUUCUGCUUUUUCAAUUAUUUUUUUAAGCAAAAGGACGACUUGGUUCAUAACUGUAACUACGAUUGUUGAUUUUUUAUAUCUUGAGUUUUGUUGUUGAUUCUUGUAGAAAAAAUUAGUGAAGAUAUCUAGUCAUAUAUCAUUCUAUCUAAUAAACCAAACACAUAUUUAUUGUAAUUUAUAUGAAAUAUAUAGACCUACUUCCAAUCUCUAUCAGUAUGUGAAAAGUGAUACCUAUGGUGUUUAUAAUUUUAUGUUGCAUUACUAAUAAAUAUUAUUUAUUAAG
This is a messenger RNA of Leptinotarsa decemlineata (Colorado potato beetle), 8765 nucleotides long. RefSeq names its product transmembrane protein tincar (gene tinc). NCBI's taxonomy places the organism in Eukaryota, Metazoa, Arthropoda, Insecta, Coleoptera, Chrysomelidae. The record is from RefSeq and is a predicted model, not a curated record.